Daldinia vernicosa is the source of this 981-nucleotide messenger RNA. RefSeq names its product FabD/lysophospholipase-like protein. Gene Ontology annotation, biological process: arachidonate metabolic process. Gene Ontology annotation, cellular component: membrane. Lineage: Eukaryota; Fungi; Ascomycota; Sordariomycetes; Xylariales; Hypoxylaceae. The record is from RefSeq and is a predicted model, not a curated record. The coding region runs from base 1 to 981 and encodes 326 amino acids. The transcript has 4 exons.
AUGCCUGAUAAUCCAAGUGUGCCACCUCAACGACGCCUUCGGUUGCUCUCCCUCGAUGGAGGCGGAGUCAGAGGCCUCGUUAGCUUGCUCAUAUUGCAGAGAUUGAUGCAUCUUGUCAAUCCUAAAGAACCGCCCAAGCCCUGUGAUGUUUUUGAUAUGAUCGUUGGGACAAGUACUGGCGGUCUCAUCGCAAUAAUGUUAGGGAGGCUUAGAAUGGACGUGGCGUCGUGCAUCGAGGCAUACAUUGACAUGUCUAAGGAUGUCUUCAAGAUGUCAUUAUGGAUGAGGAUCCUAGGUCGUACCUUUUUAAAUAUCAUUGGCAGGGCAAUGUUUGAUCACAAAGUACUUGAAGACAAGAUCCGUGGUAUAGUACAAGACCGGCUUGGGGACGCAGAUGCAGCCCUGCUCGAGGAGGACCCUGACUGCAAGAUAUUUGUCUGCGCAAGCAUGUUGAACGCAGACACCAGGCGACUGAGGAACUAUCAUUCUACCAUUGAGGAGGCUUCGAACUGCCGCAUCUGGGAAGCAGCACGGGCAACAUCAGCAGCGCCUACAUUCUUUGACCCCAUCACCUUCAGCAACGGUUGCACAUUCCGUGAUGGCGCGUUUAGGAGUAACAAUCCGAUAUUCGAGCUUAUCGACGAAGUCCAGUCCGCAUUUCCGGAUUCAGAUGUAUCCUGUAUAGUUAGCAUAGGGACGGGAAUCUCGGGCCCUAUAGCCUUAAGCAAUAGCCUUAUGUCAGUAGCUAAGGCCUACGUGAAGGUUAUGACAGAUGCAGAAUCCGUGGCUAGAUCAUUCAAGAAGAUAUGUUGCUCGCCUAAUGCUAAAUUUCAAGGCAAGUACUUCCGUUAUAACCCUACGGGUAUAGGGGACGUAAGGCUCGAUGAGUGGGAGAAGGUAGAUGUCAUGAUAAGUAGUACCGAAUCCUAUCUACAAGGUAUAGCCGAAACCCUCGAGGUUUGUGCGACGCGUCUGAGAUGA